Molecule: messenger RNA, 480 nt
Organism: Parnassius apollo (apollo)
Lineage: Eukaryota; Metazoa; Arthropoda; Insecta; Lepidoptera; Papilionidae
Source: the annotation of a GenBank genome assembly
AUGGAUGGCAUGAUGAACCUCCUGAGGGGAUUCAAAAAUGAGCAAAAUCGAAAAUUUGAUGCCCUCCAGGAUUCUAUUUCCGGGAUACAGGUACAGCAGAAAGAGAAGCUUAAAGCCUUACAGCAAAAUACAGAUGAAAUAAGGAAGCAAAAUGAUGCUAUACACGUGUCCAUGGAGUACCUUCUGCAGGAGAACACCGAAUUAAAAAAGAAAGUGCAAAAAAUAGAAAGCGAACAGAAAGAAAGCACUGCUUACAUACAUACCCUGGAGAACAGGAUUGAGGUCAUGGAGCGACAAGGUAGAUGCUCAAGUAUUGAGAUUCGUAAUGUGCCGGUGACGAAAUCAGAAAGCAAAGAAGACCUUCUAAAUAUUGUACUGAGCAUAUCGACUGCCCUGAAAAUGAAAGCGUCUGUUACGGAUUCAGGCAGAUUUAGAAAAUAUACCAAAGACGAUGAUGACGAUAAUAUUUUACUGUUAUAG